UUUUUGCAUUUAUCCCCCAAAAAGAGAGAGAGAGAGAGAGAGCCAAUUGCUCAAACACAGAAGAAGCUUACCUUCGAUUUAGGGUUCAUCAGCAGAAGACAGCUCACUUCAAAUGUCAGUGAAAGCAAGGAGGAUCUCCGGGAGAUUAGAGACUGUAGUAGCCAAACCUACUUACGCCUUCGACCCCGUCGACGAUGACAAGAUCAUAAGAAACCGUCUCCUCACCCGAACCACCACCACACGAGGCGAGCCUCCCUUAAAGAAGCUCCAGAAGAAGUUCACUUCCUUCGUCCUCGAAGUCGACAAAGAGGAAGACAACUACGCCGAGUGCAACCGCCUCGCGAAGGCCUUCUUGCAGGAGCUAACCACCUUCGAGAUCCCUCUUCUCAAGAGCCAGGCGGUCGUGGAAGCUAACGUUAGGGAGAAAGAGAGCUUCGACGAGGUGAAGGUUGAGACCGAGAGGCAGAUCAUGCAGGCGAAAGGUGAGAUCGAGGAGCUGAAGAAGCAGCUUGAGGAGAGUAAGAUUGAGAGGCAGCAUAAGGAAGAGUGCGAGACGAUUAGGAAGUUGAUCUCCGCGCAGCCGCCGAGGGCGGAGACUGAGAAGGUGAUUGCUGAGUUGAAGAGGGAGAUUGCUGAGCUUGAAGCGGAGAGCACUGCGAGCUGGAGGUUGCUUGAGCUGAGGAAGAAGCAGUUUGCUCUCUUGUUGCAUGUGGUGGAUGAGUUGCAGAACACAAUGGAAGAUGAGCAGAAGAGUCUAGUGGAUGAGAUUCGGACAGCCGUGGAAGAUCAGAGGAACACAACCGAGCCCAUGUCUGUGGAUUAACUCCCAAAGUUUGGAUAAUAACCUUCAAGUGUCUGCUUUGUCAGAUGUAGUCUACUUUCGUUUCGUUUGGUGCGGUUUCUAUUUUUGUUGUCGAGAAUUUUUCUUAAAAAGUGUGAUUGCAUUUUUCAUGUU
Molecule: messenger RNA, 955 nt
Organism: Brassica oleracea var. oleracea
Lineage: Eukaryota; Viridiplantae; Streptophyta; Magnoliopsida; Brassicales; Brassicaceae
Product: THO complex subunit 7B
Exons: 3
Coding region: 113-823 (236 amino acids)
Biological process (GO): mRNA export from nucleus; mRNA processing
Cellular component (GO): THO complex part of transcription export complex
Source: RefSeq, a predicted model, not a curated record